UACCCUCUUGUUUUCGUUCACAAGCCACUCUUCCCUCCAUUUCAUAUCUCGAGCGAGCAUGUACCCUGCUGAGCUUGCUAGUAUUCCAUACUUAUCGUCUGCAAGUGCAGCUUCCUUCAAACCUCAUUACCAGGUAGCCACAAAUGACAUCCUCUUCCAGUAUAACAGCCUUCCAGUGCCUCAAGCUAUAUCGUACCAACAUGUAGAACACCUGGUCCAUGAAGCUAGCCUUCCAGUUGGAAACAAAUCCAAUUCAGAUGAAUCAGAUGACUAUCAACACAGCCUUGCAGAAGAGCGCAGGAAGAGAAGGAUGCUAUCCAACAGGGAGUCUGCCCGACGAUCACGCAUGAGGAAGCAGAAGCAGUUGAGUGAGCUCUGGGCACAGGUUGUACACCUGCGCAGCACCAACCGCCAACUCCUUGAUCAGCUGAACCAUGUCAUCAGGGACUGCGAUCGUAUUCUCCACGACAACUCUAAGCUGAGAGCCGAACAAGCCGAACUGAAACAGCAGCUUGAGAAGCUCCCUGUAGAGAACAUGGAGAGUAGCGUCAUGGGUCCUGGGAUGACUUAAGGCGUCCAGGAUUACAAGACUAGAUGUUAUUAUUAUGAGAACCUAAAUUAAGAGGCUUCUUCCUUUAUUCCAAGGGUGUCAAUUUUUUGUACCUCUGCCCGAUACUAAUGUUGGCAUGUAUUCAUUUAGAGAUACCAGUGUCUGCACGAAGUAUUUAAAAAGAAUUGUUGGCAUGUAUUGGUAGUGA
Messenger RNA from Brachypodium distachyon (stiff brome), 758 nucleotides. Its product is annotated as basic leucine zipper 43. Gene Ontology annotation, molecular function: DNA-binding transcription factor activity. Lineage: Eukaryota; Viridiplantae; Streptophyta; Magnoliopsida; Poales; Poaceae. Bases 59 to 571 code for a protein of 170 amino acids. The transcript has a single exon. The record is from RefSeq and is a predicted model, not a curated record. Gene Ontology annotation, biological process: regulation of DNA-templated transcription.